This is a messenger RNA of Brassica oleracea var. oleracea, 1531 nucleotides long. RefSeq lists its product as uncharacterized. The record is from RefSeq and is a predicted model, not a curated record. The transcript has a single exon. Lineage: Eukaryota; Viridiplantae; Streptophyta; Magnoliopsida; Brassicales; Brassicaceae. Bases 233 to 1330 code for a protein of 365 amino acids.
GUUAUACGGUAAAAACUAGAUAAAACAUAAAGAUAAGGGUUGUGUUACAAAAAAAAAACCAAAACAUAAAGAUCAGGGUCUUCCGACAAAAGUCUAUCGAUCCACUUAAAACACUUCCACAAUGUCCGUUCGAAAAAAUAUGACCGUUUGAAAGUAAAUAAAUUCAGAAAUAAUAACUCCCUUCCUCUACUUCAAUCUCUGUUUCUUCCCUCAGUAAAAAAUCGAGAGAGAGAUGGGUUGUGUUUCUUCUAAGCUAGUAAAGAAGAAACUAGUAAGAGAGAUUCGAGUCAACAACGGCGGCGAUCACAUUGUCUCUCUUACUUCCACUACUUACGGUCAUCUCGAUCUCGACCAACGAGCAGAGACGACUUCUCCUAAGUUACAGGAACUCACUAAAGGCGAAACCUUUGAACCAAGGAGAUCUAAUGCACAGAGAGAUGAUCCAGAGAUAAUCAACACAUGGGAGCUUAUGAAAGAUCUCGAAGAUCCGACGAAGAUUAGCCCCAAAUCUCGCGGAGUGUUCGGGAGAUCGUGGAAGACUCCGGCGAAGUCGAGCCUGGAGUCUCCGAAGAGGAACGGUAGUAGUAAGAGAUUCAGAGGAAAAGAAAACAGAGGAGAGAAACAGAGUCCGAACCAGGUUCCGAAGAGAGGCGUGAUGCGUUUGAGUUUCCCUCUCAAAUCAGAAGAGCCUUUAGCGGUUACUACGCAGAGGAGGAAGAGUUUCAGUCCAACGUUCGAUCCGGAGCUCGUAGCUUCUUACGAGAGAGAGCUCUCUCAGGAGAAGGAGCAGAUCAAGAUGGUGAUAAAAACAGAGGAAAAAAACAGAGGAUCGGAGAGGAUCCUCGAGAGUUUCCUGGAGAAAUGCCCGCCGGGAGGAGAAGACUCGGUGGUGGUCUACACAACGACGUUACGAGGGAUAAGGAAGACGUUCGAGGAUUGCAAUAAGGUGAGAUCGGUGCUGGAUUCACACGAGGUUAGAUUCUCGGAGAGAGACGUGUCGAUGCACUCUGUUUUCAAGGAGGAGAUCAGGGGCAUUUUGGGAACGAGGCAGGUGAAGAUACCGGCGGUGUUCGUGAAGGGGAGGAUGAUAGGAAGCGUUGAGGAAGUGAUGAGGUUGGAGGACGAGGGUAGAUUGGGAAUUUUGCUUGAGUGUAUGCCUAAACAGAGGAUGGGAGGUGGUUGCUGCUGUGGGUGCGGUGGGAUGAGGUUUGUGAUGUGUGAUGUUUGUAAUGGAAGCUGCAAGGUUAGGGAUGUGGAGAAGAAGAAUAAUACUGUUAAGUGUUUGGUGUGUAAUGAGAAUGGUUUGGUUCUUUGUCCACUUUGCUCUUAGAAGAGCUUUUAUUCUUCAGUUUUUUUCUAAUUUUUAUGGUGAAAUUGGGGGAAGCUGGAAGAGGAUUGACUUGGUUUUGGUUUGUAAUGAUUUGAUUACAGAGUUUUCAAAGUUGGGUUAAGGGUUCUUGGUGUGUGAACAAGUGAUGUAAUCUAUUUUAAGUGUUUGUAAACGUUUUUUAAUCAAGUAUUCAAUUUAUUU